CCGGAUAGAGUGGGGUAAACAGGCGCGGCGCGGACUAGGGGAGAGGGGUGAGCUGAUGUGGCAUGAGAGAGGAUAUGGAGGUGAGAGGACUUGCCGAUGACUGGUACCAGCGGUGUGAAGAUCGAUCUCUGCGGGACGCUGCCGAGAGGCUAUAGCCCUCAACAACGGAGGAGCGACGCUCGCAACAACGAGCGGAGCGCCAGGCGGCAAAAGUGUAGCGAAUUGGCACAGUGGGCAGCACAGAUGGUGCGUCUGUAAUCUCGGCCGGUCAUCCCAUAAAACCUGGGUCUACUCCGUGACCUGCCAGCGAGCCUUCGACACUUCAUGUGGCUCUAAAGUGCACCUAGCCUGGCACGAGCUUUGUGGUGAUGCCCACGCCACUUUGUGGCGAAUGGCGGCUGUUCUGGUUGUCUGUUACCGGUCCGCGUGAGUUUUAUUGUGUCGUCUUUGUGUACUUGUUUACACGGCUGUGUGAAUUUGUGUUGUCUUUUUACGUGUUGCUGUGUCAAUUUGUCGUCUGUUUUUUUGUCUUUUGUAUGUACGAGUGUCUUUGUUUUUCUGUCUGCAUGCGUGUGUACGUCUUUUGUGUGGUUAUCUAUGAACGUGUGUCUUUUGUACGUACAAGUGCCUUUGUCUUAUAUGUUUGCGUCUUAAGUUGUUUUCUGUGUGCGUGUAAAUUGUAUUUUUGUAUGUUUGAGUGUCUCGUCGUAUACAUUACUGCAUGUGUAUUGUAUCCGAGUGUGAAUGUUGUUUGGGUGAACGUGUCUUUUGUAUGUGUAUUGGUGUGGCGUUAUGGCUGCAAGUGUGCGGGGGGUUGUCUUUGUAUCCGGUCUAUUGUGUACAUUUGAAGUCAUGUGGGUGUGUAUUAGAAUACAUAGGUGUUGUAUUAACAUAUGCGUCUCACGGCUGUAACUGGGGCUCGCUCACAAUAUCUGCCCUGUCUGGCUUUCAUGGGGCAGCUUUGACCGUAUGCAGAUGGGUGGAGAGCUGUUGGCACACUGCGCUGUGAUCUUAGCUUCCCCAGGAAACCGAUGCCGCACGGAAAACCUUAAGCGGCGCCAGCCCGACAGCUCGGGACGGAGGGAGGUGGAGGAGGUGGAGGAGGACGGGGAGAGAGCGGCAUGGGGCAGUGCGUGGAGCGGUGCAGGCGGGACUCCCGUAAUUCGCCACAGACGAGAGCCAAAAAUGGCAAGGGCGUUGGUGGUGGCGCGGUGUCGGGAGGCAAGCUGGCGUCUCAGGGUGGUGGCGCUGCCAGCCCGGCAGAACGAGCGCCGUGCCCCGACAGAGCCGUGGGCACGGCGCCCUCGCGUGGAGUUCCGUCAUGUAAAGAUCCCGGAGAAUAUCCGACAGCGGACACCAAAGAUGGAGCAGAAAGCGUGGGGAUUAAGGUGGAGUCGGGCGUUCUCAUCUCCGCGCUGGAGGAGCAGGAGUACUCGGAGCAACGCAUCGCCGAGAUGUUCCUGCGCUACCGCGACGCCCGGGAGGACGCCGUGCUCGCCGAUGGCAUGGAGCGGUUCCUUGCCGAUCUCCACGUGGAGCCCGCAGACUUCGUAGUGCUGGCGCUCGCGUGGAAGUUCCAGGCCGCCACUAUGUGCCGCUUCUCCAGGGAGGAGUUUGUGGGAGGUUGCCGAGCACUGCGUGCCGACAACACCAAAGCCAUACAGACUCGCUUUCCCGAGCUCAUGUCCGAGGUGCAGACGGAGGAGAACUUCAAGGAGCUCUACCGCUUCACCUUCAACUUUGGCUUGGAUGCCGAGGAGGGACAGCGCGCGCUGCCAUGUGAGAUGGCGAUCGCGCUGUGGCGGCUGGUGUUCUCCCAGGAUCCACCUCACAUCCUGAGCCGCUGGCUCGAGUUUCUGUUGGAGAACCCAGCAGGCAUUCGUGGAGUGUCGCGCGACACGUGGAACAUGUUCCUCAACCUGGCGCAGACCGUCGGCUCAGACCUGAGCUCCUACAGCGAGGACGAGGCGUGGCCCAGCCUCUUCGACGCCUUUGUCGAGUGGGAGCUGGAGAGGAGGCGGCGGGGAGAGAGCGGUGGCGGGACCUUGCCCGGCGGGCUUGACGAUGGGGGUGGCGAUGACGAAGGCGAUGACGAAAAGCGGGAGGAUUGUGUCGUGGGCGGGAAAGCCGACCCCUCAGGCAUUGGCCUGCAGCAGGGAUGAGCUGCAUCAGGGAAGGUCUGUUAUUCCAUUGGUUGUCCUCGAUUGCGGAAAUUACACGCGGAGGAGGGGAAGUUAAAAACUACCAUCCCUUUACACAAACGUGGCGCUGUCGCACAGGUUACACUACACACGGUGGGUUUUCAGUAGCGACGGUACCAUCGGGGCAUGGCGUAAGCCGCCCCUUCGGCACCGCCGGGUUCCCCCGUGUGUCCUUGCACUGCCCAUGUGGCCACGAUGUCCGAAUUCCCGGGUAGACGCCCUUCACCGCAGAAGCGCAGACGUGUCUCGUCCCUGUGCUCACAAACGCAGUUCCACCACUUGGUGCUAAGUGAUCAAUUUGGACAAAGGCAUGAGGAUAAUACAAACGAAAUUGUCCUUUGUAAUUCUUUAAGGAGACGUCCGGCUUGCAAUGGCAGCCGCAGACCGCAUGUCUGUAUAAGUAACAAACAUUCUGCGAAGAACUGUUUGAUUUUGAUUUUUACUGCGUAGCGAGACGAUAUUGCAUCGUUGUUCAUCUUUCUUGAAACCUCAAAAUACCAAAAGUGGCCAUCGGGAACUAAAAGUGCUCGCCGAAAAGGAAUCUGUCCACAAAUCACUUGCGUUUGAUGGAAUUUGAACGCAGUAAAGUGACAUGCAGUUGAUUGCAAUUUCCCCUUUCCUUUUAAAAAAAAAACACACUUGGCUUCUGGCAUUCUUGCCGAGGCCACGCACUAGAGUGGGGGACAUUUUUACCCACAGGUGAUUCUCUCUCACUGCAAAUGUGAAGUUGCACAUAUGCCUUCGAAGGUAUGCAGGUUGACAGCUUUUGUUUUUCGUAGCAUAAAUGUACAUUGGCUGGAUGUUGAUAGUGCACAUCGGAGGAGUGUUUGUGCUUCGCAGUUGGCGCAUGGUGGCGAGUGUUAAGGGUUUUUGACCGUUUUUUUGCUGGAUUUCGUUGUGCACGUCACGAGUGGUGAUCUGGGCUUGCAGAGUGUGGCUGGGGCUGGGUGCCGAAUCGGCCACACAGUUUACGAUUUUUAUGUACCAGGUGCGUUUCUAAACCUGAAUGCACAUGUUUUGUAUGCGAGACUUUUGCUGUUGGUGGCGGCGGAUGCUGCCGUGUUAAACUUGAACUUUGUAUUGACGUUAAGCAUUCUUUUUUUUGUGUGUGUCGCUUAACGUCGCUGUUGGCUUGAGUAGAAUUCAUGUCCAAAAUUCAGUUCGAGAAUUAAAACAAGAAAAACAAACCUUUGGUAAAAGUCCAGCCGCACUGUUCUUUCAUAGGUUUUUGUAUUUAUAUUUAUUUUUUAAUAUAUUUCACGUUGUUUGGAAUUCUGGUUGACCUAACGAGUCCAUUGUCUUUCUUGCCUCUGCAAAAAAAUCAUCAGCACAUUUGUACUUUCCCUACUUGUAGCUCUGAGGCUUCCACAGAGGCAGGUUUGAGGUCAGGUUAAAAUUCCUCAUGCGACUUUGUUAAGCGAUUUUUUUGUUGUUGUUGACAACGUUAUAGUGGGGUCGGCAAUGUCCUCAGUUGGUCUCCCUCUGACUUGAUGUUCAGUGCUUCUCAUGAACAUCCGAUUGCAGAAUCAACAAACUUACUGCAAAAGUAAUUGAGUACCACUCACAAAUUUGCCCAGUUCUCUCCCAGAUGCUGCUAGCUCCUCACUGACCCUGCCUUUGUCCAGCCUUUUCCCUCUUACUCUCCUUUUAUUUUUUAAGCAAUACUUUGUGUACUGUGGGCCCUUUCUUUUAUUGCCUGUCCAGUGACCUCAGCGGUUCAUGCCCAGUUGUGUUUUUUUGGCUUCUGUUCCAUCGUGCGUCACGGACGAGAUGGGGGCAUGAUAUGAAGGGAUUGCGCAGUUUUUUUGUACAGAUGAUAUUUUGUUGCCAAGGAAGAUCACUUUAUACCAUUAAAUGUUUGUAUUUUAUA
Petromyzon marinus (sea lamprey) is the source of this 4071-nucleotide messenger RNA. Its product is annotated as DCN1-like protein 3. Gene Ontology annotation, molecular function: cullin family protein binding; ubiquitin conjugating enzyme binding; ubiquitin-like protein binding. The record is from RefSeq and is a predicted model, not a curated record. Gene Ontology annotation, biological process: protein neddylation. Gene Ontology annotation, cellular component: ubiquitin ligase complex. NCBI's taxonomy places the organism in Eukaryota, Metazoa, Chordata, Hyperoartia, Petromyzontiformes, Petromyzontidae.